UUGUGAUUCCCCCUACAGCCCACAGUACUUUAUCAUAGUGCUAUAUGACCUUUGGUGUCUAGCACAUUUAUUUCUUCAAACCAUUAACCAUUUUAUUUACUCUAAUCUGAUUUGUACAAAAUUGGAUUCGAUUGCAUGUCUGAAGUCUACAGAUCAAUUUAUUGAAUGUAAGAGUUGAAAACUUUACAGGCAUUUCCCAGCAACCUGUGGAAAUAUAGGUACAGGAUUAAACUUCAUAUACUGAAGUAUAUAAUUAGUGUAUAUCCCUCUUUAAUUUUAUUUCAUUUUUACAGUGGAAAUAAAUGAUGAGCACAGAUAGGAUAUCAUGGAGUCACAAACCAAAGAUGAAGUAUCAAAGGUAAUUGAAUACCUUCACUUGAGUCCUCAACUUCAGAGGGGCUCUAUUAGGCCCCAGCAUGGAAAAGGAGGAGAAGAAGAAAAAGACUCCUUAUCAUGGGCAGAUGUAGGACCUCAUAAUGCAUCAAUACUGAGGACCCAACAGUAUCAGUCUUAUCCUAAUCUGUCAGUAAAUGUUCCCAUGCUCAAUGUUCCCGUGAUGUGUCAAAGCAAUGCUGCAUUAUCAAAGGUCUUUAACUUCAACCCGUCCUUCCUGAAUUAUUACUACAAUGCCAACACCAGCACCCCAGCGGUUAGUCCUGGUUAUCAAACAAAUAUUCCAGUGUCACCAAAUUAUUUGGCUCCUGGCUUACCACAGUUACCAUCAUCUCCUGGUUUCCUGACAGCAGCUGGUUAUUAUGCUGGUUUUUCUCUACUUGGAGGACCCAGACUGCCUGGCUCCCCAUUGCCACCACUUGGCCAAGCUUUCAUGCCACUUCAUGCAGCUGCUUUGCGAGGUGAUAAACAGAAGCUUGCUGAAUUACUUCAAGAGAAGAAUAUCAACCUUGAGAUACGUGAUCGUUGGGGUCGUGUUCCUCUUGUGUAUGCAGUUCUGGGUAACAAUCAAGAAGGAGUGGACCAGUUGCUGCGUGCUGGGGCUCGGCCAGAUGCUGUUGAUUCACACAAAUGUACUCCACUACACUUUGCUGGAUAUAAGGGUUACUUAGGGUGUAUUAAGGCCAUUGUACAUGCAGUAGAAAGCAGGGGACUUCCUCUCAUUGAUAAUCAGGGUGGGCUGUGGUUGGCCCAAGAUUUGCGAGGUGUGACACCUCUUCACCAUGCAGCACAUCACAACAACAGCAAGUGCCUUCAUGCUUUACUAAAAUAUGCUGCACCAGGAACCUUGGAUACUGUUGAUCACAAAAAGAGGACCCCAUUACACUGGGCAGCGGCAUAUGGCUCAGAGGAAAAUGUUCGACUGCUUAUAAAGCAUGGGGCAAACAACCUUAUGCCAGACCAGGAAGGAAAAACGCCUCUCCAUUGGGCUGCUAUAAGCAAGGCUGAAAGUGCGACAGCAUGUGUUCGGACACUGAUAGGUGCAGCACCUUCAAGUGUGAACUGGCAAGACUAUGAUGGGAUAACUGCCUUGCACUUAGCAGUUGCUGAAGCAAGAAAGGAUAUAGUUGAUGUUAUACUCUCUGUACCAAAAUGCAAUGUAGAUUUAACAGACAAUCAUUUCAGGACAGCCCUUCACUGGGCUUGCAACAGAGGACUGACAGCAAUAGUCAGCCGAUUAUUAGAACGUGGAGCUCAUUUAGGUGCCGUUGAUGUGUAUGGAGCAACUCCUUUACAUUAUGCUGCACAGCUUAAUCAUGCUGAUACAGUGGAACUGUUGGUUAGGCGGCCAUGUGUCCGGGAUAAUCCAUCAAAAGAAGGUCACACAGCCAUGUUGUGGGCAGCAGCACGUGGUGCUAAUUCAGCCCUCACAGUGAUGGCAAGACAUGGAUCAUCCUUAACUCAGGCUGAUCCAGGGGGAUGCACUGCCCUGCACAUUGCAGCAGGAUCAGGUCACGUCUCCACUGUUGGUGUCCUACUGCGCCUGCGUGCACCAAUUGACAUAUGUGCUAAUGACGGCUGCACACCUUUGCUUCAUGCUGCACAAGGUGGCCAUGCCCACAUUGUUAAAUUACUAGCGGAAGCUGGAGCAUCUCUUGAUCAUCGAGACAGCGAAGGUCAAUGUGCUUUGCACCAUGCAGUUCUUGGUGGACACCUCUACUUAGCCCAGAUUCUUAUAAAAGCAGGUACAUCUGUGAAUGUUCGGGAUUUCUCUGGACGCACUCCUCUUCAUAUGGCAGCAUACAGAGGACUGAGUGACAUUAUGUUCUUAUUAUUAGAAAAUCGAGGUGAUGUAAAUGCCAGAGAUCAUCAGGGUCAGAGUCCUUUACAUUGGGCAGCACAAGAAGGCCACUUAGGAGCUGUUAAUACACUACUAGAUUUUCGUGCAUAUCCCAACUACACACAGACUACUGAUGACAGAUAUACACCUUUGGAUUGUGCAUAUGUUGCUGAACAGUUGGAAAUCGCAGAAGUUUUAAUGGUGAAUGGUGGUCUGUCAGUUACAAGGAUAAUGGAAAUAGCAGCUACAAAAAUUCAGGCUGGUUUUAGAGGUUACCUAGUACGGAGAUACGUUGAACAAGAGCGGUUACACUUAAAUAUUGAAAAUAGCCAGAAGAAGAAUGGAAAUAUACUUAUAGAUGAAUCUGAAGAAAAUUUAAUUGAUGCAGAUAGUGGUUUCAUUGAGGAAGUUGCUUUGAAAACUGAGCAACAACAAAGAGUAACUUCAAGAGAACAAGCCACAAAUGAUUCCAUUGCUCCAACUGAGGAGCUUCAAGAGGAUUCUAAGGAAGCAGAUGGCCAAAAUGUUCUGUUGGAUAGGGCUUUACGUGCAACAACUUCUGGGACAGCCAAUACACAACAAAAACUGAAAGUCAGUUUCUAUGAGUCAAAUCCUUACAAUUCUGUGUCUGGCCAGCGUAAAUCUAAGGGUUUGGCAAGCAGCAUUAUGAGAGGAGCUCGGAAAAAGACUGUCCGAAAUUUAGAAUUACCUGACCCAGGGGAACUGGGGUUGGAUAAUCAGCUGACAGAAAGUGAUCAGAAUUUUGCAGAGGAUGAAGCUUCAGAAUCAGAGGACGAUUAUGCCUUCAUGACUCGUGCAAUCAAAGGCCCUUCACUAGUACUUGCGCAGGCUCUACAUAUGCCUGGAAUUAUAGCCAGUGCGGUUUUGACGGUUGGUGAUAAGCAGAGUCGAGAGACUCGAGAUCAGGCCUCAGACAACAAUAAUCAAGAGAUAAUAGGAAACAAAAACAGUAAGAAUAUGCAAGAAAAGAACAUUGAUUGUCAAGCAAGUUCAAACAACUUCAGCAAAAGAAAUGCAGGUGAUGUUGACUGUCAAGUAUAUUCAUCAAAACAGACAAGGCUCAAAUCUGGCAAAGAUGUUAAAAGAAAGGGAGUCUUUAAAGAAAGACCCAAUGAGAACUUACAAGAUUUUGAUUGUGAUUCAGAUUUUUCAAAUAUGUUAAGGCAACAGAAAAUUGAGAAAAGAAGAAUAUUGACGGAAAAUUCUGAGGUGGCAGUGGAGGCUAUAAAUGUUGAAGCUGGAUAUGCUAAUACUUCAGCAUUAAGGUCAAAGCAGAAUCCCAUUUUGAGUGCUGAUGCAAGAAAACAAGCUGAGCAGAAGUGGAAGGAGAAGUUAGCAUCACUAAGCAUAAAAGUCCAGCGACCACAAAGUGCCAAGCCAGGAACCUCUUUUUCUUACAAUAUGGUGACCUCAGCUUCACAGUCACCAGCUUCCAAAAGCCAUUCAAAGGCUUCACUUCCCCAUAAAAAGAAUGAACGCUUUUCUCAGCGGUGAAGCAUUUGUAGCUGAAGUGAUCCUGAAGAAUAUUCUCAAGGAAUAAAGAGCUAUGGUAAAAAUAAUAAAAUGAUCGUCAAAAUCUCAGGUACUUCAGAAUUAUAUAAUCAUAUAGCAAAAUAAAAGAAGAAAGGUGAAGUAUGCUGAUAUGUAAGUAUGUAUAUAUUUUCUAUUUUCAUGUAUAAGUUUUCAGUUUACUUUAUCAAAAAUUCUUCUUUAUAUUUAUUUUAUUUUUCAUGAAGUUGAAUUAAAAAUACCUAUUCAUUUUGUACAAGUGUCUUAUCAUUAACCUUUACAUCAAGAUCUAUUGCUCUAUUUCUGUCAUAUCAGAUGGCAAGGUUAUGGUGAUCAUGCAAACCAAAUGAGAUAUAGUUGCAUAUCAUAUCUAAAAAAACAGACCAGGCAAAAA
Messenger RNA from Penaeus chinensis, 4157 nucleotides. Its product is annotated as inversin-like. Lineage: Eukaryota; Metazoa; Arthropoda; Malacostraca; Decapoda; Penaeidae. The transcript has 16 exons. The coding region runs from base 326 to 3748 and encodes 1140 amino acids. Gene Ontology annotation, molecular function: protein binding. The record is from RefSeq and is a predicted model, not a curated record.